AUGUCCUUGCUGGGGCGUCUCUCUUGUUUAGCCGUUGCCCUUCUCUCCGCCGCGUACUCGGCGUACGCCCUCGUGCAGUACCGUAAUGCGUGGUGCCUGUGUCGCAGCCGCCUCGUCGUACCACGUGCGGUGCAGCUCUUCCACACGCACCUCAUACGGAACAGUUUCCUCAGGACAGCAGCUAUCGUGCAUUACUUUCACGUCGCAAAGGGCGCCAGCGCGACACCGCCGGCGCCUGCCACGGAGUCAGCAGCAGCAGCAGCAGAAGUAGCGCAUGAAGGCACUCCGUCCGACCAUCCGCCUGACGGGGCUGCCACGCCGCCACGUCCCCCCACGUGCCCUGUUGCCUUUGUGGACAGAGAGGCGUUCGACGCGAACGUGCGCGCGGUGGGCGCGCUGCUGCUGAGCCAGCACAAGCAUAUUCGGCUCUCCACGAAGGGUGUGCGCUGUCCGGAGCUGCUUGAGCGGGCUGCGGCGCUGCUGGAGAGGCUCGCCCACCCGUGCCCCGACUACGACCUUGUCUCCCCCGAGAAGUCCUUCGUACCCGGCCUUCUGACGGUCACCGCCAGAGAGACGCUGUUGUGGGCGCGGCGCGGUACCUUCUCCUCGCUGCUGCUGGGGACGCCGGUGGUGGACGCGGCGAGUGCCGCCUUUUACGUGGAAGCGAUGACACUCAAUAACCAGUCGAAGGUGCGCUGCCAGGUGGUUGUGGACGCGGUGGAGCAGCUGCAGCUCCUCUGGGCCGCCGCGAAGGCCUGGAUCGCCGACCGCGGGUACACGCGACUUGGGUUUGACAACGCGGUGGAGUCUCUGCAGUUUAACCUGCUCCUCCUUGUUGAUGUGUCGUUUCAGCCACCGUGGGCUCAGCAGCGACGCGGUGAAACUCCACACGCCCUCCGCACGCCACCCGACGUGAUGCAGUUCUGCGCCGCGGUGGAGGACUUCAACGCGCAAGUGGAGCGGGAGAAGAUGCCGGUCGGCGUCAAGUUCAUCGUGCGGGGUAUGUGGACACACGAGUGUGGCCAGCUGUCGCAUGUCGACACCGCACCUGUUGUCGUGCCUUCUGCUACUUGCGUCGUGCCGGCGCGGUGGCUCUUGCGCUACCCGCUGCUUCAGCUGUACAAGCAGCACGUGUCGAAGAACGUAAGCAUGCGUCGCCGCUUGGUUCUUCACUGGUGUGGUUACAAGAAACAGGUGAUGCCGGACAACAUAAUCGUUGGUGGCGGCAGCAGUGCGUCGCUCAUGUGGUCCGCCCACGACGACACCCUCAACGAGGUGUGUGUGGGCGCUGGUCUGCUGUGCGGGCACAAACAGGACCGCUACGUUGACUCGAUAUUUAGGCCGGCGCUGUACUUUGCGCUGACCGUCACGCGCGUGGCCUCGCAGGAGAUGUGCGUCUGCGCUGGCUUCGGCGAGAGUGUCUCGCCUGCGGCGGCGGCGGUGUACCCGCCACAGCUGCAGCGCGCGCACCGCACCGGUGAGUGCGUUGACGACGACGUGGAGAUUGGUGUCCGCAUUUUGUCCAAGACAACAGAGGACGAGCGUCCAGUUGGCGUCGGCGAGCCCGUUGUGUUCCGGCCGUCGCACAGCGGCGCACUGGCGGAGCUCGUUGACGCCUUUCUACUCGUCACAGAGGAAGGCGAGGUGGCGGCUAACAUGCACACGUACAGGGGGAUGAAGUGGAACAUAUGGGCGUAG
This is a messenger RNA of Trypanosoma grayi, 1698 nucleotides long. Its product is annotated as amino acid aldolase. The record is from RefSeq and is a predicted model, not a curated record. The transcript has a single exon. Lineage: Eukaryota; Euglenozoa; Kinetoplastea; Trypanosomatida; Trypanosomatidae. Bases 1 to 1698 code for a protein of 565 amino acids.